UUCAAGGGUUUUUCUUUAGUUUUACUAUUUUUAACAUUGUACAAUAAUAGUGAAGACAUCAAAACUAUGAAAUAACACAUAUGGAAUCAUGUAGCAACCAAACAAAGGUUAAAGUAAUGAUGGACUGCCGUUUCUCGUUGUUUAUUUGAGCUGUUCUUGCCAAAAUAUGGACUUGGUCUUUUACCAAAUAGGGCUAUCUUCUGUAUACCACCCCUACCUUGUCACAACACAACUGAUUGGUUCAAACGCAUUAAGAAGGAAAGAAAUUCCACAAAUUAACUUUUAACAAAGCACACCUGUACAUUGAAAUUCAUUCCAGGUGACUACCUCAUGAAGCUGGUUGAGAGAAUGCCCAAGUCUGUGCAAAGCUGUCACCAAGGCAAAGGGUGGCUACUUUGAAGAAUAUCAAAUAUAAAAUAUAUUUGGAUUUGUUUAAACAGCAUGAUCAUUACAUAGGUGCACCUUGUGCUGGGGGACAAUAAAAGGCCUCUCUAAAAUGUGCAGUUUUGUCACACAACACAAUGCCACAGAUGUUUCAAGUUUUUAGGGAGAAUACAAAUUACUGUUGCCAGAGAAUUUAAUGUUAAUUUCUCUACCAUAAGCCGAGGCGGCGUUAGAGAAUUUGGCAGUACGUCCAACUGGCCUCACAACUGCAGACCACAUGUAAGGCAACAUGUGGAUGAGCGAUUUGCAGAUGUCAACGUUGUGAAUAGAAUGACCCAUGGUGGCAGUUGGGUUAUGGUAUGGGCUGGCAUAAGCCAUGGACAGGGAACACAAUUGCAUUUUAUCAAUGACAAUUUGAAUGCACAAAGAUACUGUGACGAGACCCCGAGGACAAUUGUCAUGCCACUCAUCCGCCGCCAUCACCUCAUGUUUCCGCAUGAUAAUCCACGUUCUGCAAGGAUCUGUAGAGAAAUCCUGAAAGCUGAAAUGGCCUGCAUACUCACCAGACAUGUCAGAAAAAUCAAUAAAGCAUAAUGAUUACGGCUCUAGAUUGGAGGAAAAAUCUGUUUGUAGCUAAGCAGGCUUGCAGUAUCGUAAACUGUCCCUUCACGCCUGUCCAUUGAUUAGUUGCUAGGAGUCAUGGUCGCCAAGGGGUCAGCAAAUCACAGGCAGUCAGCUUGUGUCCCAGAUCCCCAACUCCUGCCUCUCCUCCCAGUCUCCCUCAAGCAGAGACAGAGAUCAACCUCUCCAUCUCUGCCCAUCAACUGGACUCAUGGUAUAGUGUGCGUGCACAUUCUUGCUUGUUGUUCUUUAGAGUUACUUAUAUUGCCUAUUGUAAGUUACUUCUCUGUGUUUACUUUGUUGUGUAAUACUCUGCAGGUUGCUAUGCCACUUAUACAAUCCUUCCUUUGUUAACAGUGUUGUUGCUCUACUUGUGCUAUCAGUUAUUGUGUAUAUUCAUCACCCCUGUUUUCUGUCCGUUACUGAACCACUACCAUUCCAUGUCCAUUUCAUUAGUGUGUGUCAAUAAUGUAUCAUUGAAUGUAACUCAGAGGUUGCCUUCUUACCAGCCGGGGGAGGUGCUAGUGCAACCUGGUCUCAGAGCAUUUUGUAUUAUUCUGUAUGUAUAUAAGAGACACCGCAUUUAGUAUGAUAUGUUAUGUAUGGUAUGUAUUCAUUUGUGAAUGUCUAUCACCCAUUUUUUACAAUAUGUUACGAAUUACAAUUCAUAUUAUACUGUAUGUUAUGAAUUUGCAAAACGUACAACAUGUUACAAAUUUGCGAAACGUAUGAUAAGAAUUCCAGCUAGGUGGCCAACGUUAGCUAGUUGGCUAACAUUAGUUAGGUGAGGGUGUAGGGUUACGUUUAGGAGUUAGGUUACAGGGUAAAGGUUAGGGUUAGGGGAAGGAUUAGCUAAAAGGGUUAAGGUUAGUGUUAGGGGAAGGGAUUAGCUAACAUGCUAAGUAUUUGAAAAAUUAGCUAAAAAUUAGUCAGUAGUUAAAAAAGUUUCUAGUUUGCUCAAAUUCUCAAGUUGGCCGUGAUCAGAUUGGAACUCGCAACCUUUGGGUUGCUAGACAUUCGUGUUAUAUGCCAACCCAUCCACCCUGACGAACCACCCUUCUUUCAUUUUUGUCUUAAGUAACUAUCUGUCUUACAUAUCCAUACCAAACGUAACAUAUAAUACGAAACCGUAGUGUCUCGGUCCCCAGAUUUACAUUUUCUAUGUUACAUCUAGUCAAUGAGACCAGGCUGGAGUCUGGAGUCCAAUUGGAGUCUCUCUUUCACUCUUAGGUGUGGUGCUGGCUCUGGAUGCAUGUGCCUACGUGCUACUGGGCCUUGUCGUCCUGCUGAUCAAGAGGAAGCUUCAGGGAGACCAGGAGUCAGCUGAGGGUGUGGAGCUUAAAAAACACCCAGCCAUGGGGCUCUGUAAGCAGGGUAAAACAGACUAGGGAUCUCGCGUGCACGAUGUGUCACCUGAAGCUGCCCGUGUUCCUUCUCGUGCCUCUCGUGCUGCUGCGCUGUGUCGCCACCGCCCCUAGCAACAGGUACUUCACCUCAUCUAGUGAGCAGGAAAGCGCGCUCCCGGACAGAGAAGGCUGGCUCGUGCCCGGGAUCGUCUCCAACCCCUUCCUCGGCCUCAUUUCCGCACGACUACAGAGAGGGCUCACAUCUGCCAACAGCCACCACAUAGAGAAAAGGAAGUGCAACACAGCUACCUGUGUGACCCAGCGACUGGCCGACUUCCUGACCCGCUCCAGCAACACCAUCGGCACGGUGUACGCCCCUACCAACGUAGGCUCCAACACCUACGGGAAACGGGAUCUACUGCAGCCGCCCGGCUAUCUGCCUCUGUAGUCAUGCACGGGUGGAAGCCCACAGAUGUAGGAUAUGCUCAGCUGGAAUGACCACACCACCAUGUAUAGGCCGAUGUAUACGUUUCAAAACAACAACGAUGGUUAUGAAUCGUUAACUCUAGUUUUUUUGGUUCUUUUAUAAACUUCAGAAGAGAAAAAAAAACAGUGCCUUUUGGUGUAGAAUAAUAACAAAGAAGUAUUUGUUACACAAAUCAGACUAGAGGCGGAUGAGAUACUUGUCUCUGUUCUGUGACCCCAACAGGUUCGACCCCACAAUUGCAUGUGAAUAAAAUGUCAUGUAAAGAAAAAAGAAAAAAAAGUAAACAGGUGCAUAAGGCAUAUAAAAUACACGUUUUGUCCUUC
Messenger RNA from Oncorhynchus keta (chum salmon), 3161 nucleotides. RefSeq names its product islet amyloid polypeptide. The transcript is spliced from 5 exons. Gene Ontology annotation, molecular function: hormone activity. Gene Ontology annotation, cellular component: extracellular region. The record is from RefSeq and is a predicted model, not a curated record. Bases 2410 to 2799 code for a protein of 129 amino acids. NCBI's taxonomy places the organism in Eukaryota, Metazoa, Chordata, Actinopteri, Salmoniformes, Salmonidae.